Messenger RNA from Phanerochaete carnosa HHB-10118-sp, 1813 nucleotides. RefSeq lists its product as uncharacterized. The annotation marks the transcript as partial. The transcript is spliced from 6 exons. Lineage: Eukaryota; Fungi; Basidiomycota; Agaricomycetes; Polyporales; Phanerochaetaceae. The record is from RefSeq and is a predicted model, not a curated record.
GCUCUACCCGCUCACCGUCAUGAAGCUCUCCGUCGCGUUCGUCAGUGCCGUCCUUGCCUUCGCCGGGAUUCCUGGUUCCUUGGCAGGCCCCGUACGGCGCCAGGACACCACCGUUGUGUCUGACUCCGCGACCCCGUCGUCGUCGUUUGUCUCGUCGACGCCCAGCUCGUUCUCCAUCGUGUCGUCGUCAUUCGUGUCGUCUACCCCCAGUUCGACUCCUGUCUCGGAGUCUUUCAGCUCGUCGUUCGUGUCGUCCACGCCGAGCUCGGUCGCGGUUUCCAGCACCGUCGUAUCAUCUACACCCAGUUCAGUCGCGGUUUCAGUCGCGGUGUCCGGCACCGUUGUCUCGUCGACGCCCAGCUCCAUUGCGGCUUCCGGCACCGUCGUAUCGUCUGCGCCAAGUUCCGUUGUAGCCUCCGGUACCAUCGUCUCGUCCACGCCUAGCUCAAUCGCAAUCUCCGGUACCAUUAUUUCCUCUGCGGCCAGCUCGAUCGCAGUUUCUGGCACCAUUUUUUCCUCUACGCCUAGCUCGGUCGCAGUCUCCGGUACCGUUGUCUCAUCUACUCCAAGUUCGGUUGCAGUUUCCGGCACCAUCGUCUCAUCGACGCCAAGCUCGGCCGCGGUUUCCGGCACCGUCGUCUCGUCUACGCUGAGCUCAAUCGCGGUUUCCGGUACCAUUGUCUCAUCGGCUCCGAGCUCAGUGGCAGUCUCUGGCACCGCUGUAUCAUCUACGCCGAGUUCGGUCGCGGUUUCCGGUACCACCAUUGUCUCGGCUACUCCAAUCGCAGUUUCCGGUACAGCUACCGUAGCGUCGGAGACCGCUUCAGGCACCGCUUCAAGUGUGCUCACAAGUGCGCCGUUCAAGCCAUCCGUGAUCACCAGCACCAUCAUAGCAUCGCCUCCCGUCGUCACUAUCACAGCAACUAACCCCUCUGUUGUAACCAUCACAACUUUCGUUCCCUCGGCCCCGACUACCGUGAUCAUCUCCGAGGGCUUGUCGACGAUAUACCCUACGGGCGUCCCCACCUCUCUCCUGCCGAACGGCACGGCAGUCGUCAUCGGACCCUUCACGGUUGACGUGCCACUUCUGACUCAGACCGUAACCAAGACGGAGGUGAAGACUGUGCACGACGCCGCCACUACAGUGGUCGGCCCCGUAGUGACGGACACGGUGACAGUGACGGGUACGGUGACAGACACAAAGACGAAGGUGAUCACGGUCACUCCUACCUUCGGUACCACCGUCAUCGUUUCACCGAUCCUCAGCAGCACCGCUACGAUCGUUCCUCCCACUCUGAGCAGCAGUGUCGCGGUUGUGUCCCCCACCCUUAGCAGCAGUGUCGCAAUAGUGUCCUCGACCUUGGCCUUCCAGUGCGGCGUAGUCUCUUCAAGUGCUCCCGUCGUUACCGCCUCAGCGGUGUCGUCAUCGGGUGCAUCGGCUGUGACUGCCUCGUCGGUGGCGGCGUGCUGUCGAUGUUACUGCCUCAGCAGCUCCGUCAUCCAGUGCAGUGGCUGUAACGGCCUCGGCAGCGCCAUCUUCAAGUGCGGUUGCGACUGCAUCUGCAGCGCCGUCGUCGAGCGCGUAAGCUAGUCUCAAAUACUAAUGAUCAAACCCAUCCGGGAUUUCUUUUUUCUCUCUCUACAUGAACUAUAAUGAAUAGUACGAACUGGACAUUCACUACUUUCACGUAGACGUACCUUGAUUAACUACGCUUUGGACAUUAUAAUGGACAAUUGAUACGACCUCUAUUUGAUACUGGGAGUCUGCUACUUCCUCCGUGAGUGACAUUUUGACAGAUUAUCAAGGCGAAAA